This is a messenger RNA of Amorphotheca resinae ATCC 22711, 1236 nucleotides long. RefSeq lists its product as hypothetical. Gene Ontology annotation, biological process: protein deneddylation. The coding region runs from base 1 to 1236 and encodes 411 amino acids. Gene Ontology annotation, molecular function: protein binding; metallopeptidase activity. Lineage: Eukaryota; Fungi; Ascomycota; Leotiomycetes; Helotiales; Amorphothecaceae. The record is from RefSeq and is a predicted model, not a curated record. Gene Ontology annotation, cellular component: COP9 signalosome. The transcript is spliced from 2 exons.
AUGGCAGUCGAGGCUUCAAACCCGCUGCUCUCCAGCCAGAAAUCCUCAGAUUCGGGUCUCCAGGUAGCUCUCCAUCCCCUGGUUCUCCUCACCAUCUCCGACUACAUUACCAGACACACUUUGCGGAACCAAGAAGGUGCUGUCGUGGGGGCAUUACUGGGUCAGCAAAAUGGAAGAGAGAUAACUAUUGAGCAUGCUUUCGAGUGCCUUCUCGUCGAAGUUGAAGGCGAGACGUUACUACACAAAGCAUGGUUUGAAGAUCGAUUACAGCAAAUGAAGGAUGUACAUAAGGAUCCUCCAUUGGAUCUCGUUGGUUGGUACACAAUACUCCCCACCUCAGGGCCCCAGCCCGUUCACCUUCCCAUCCACCGACAGAUCCUUGACUCGUAUAACGAAUCUGCGAUUCUUCUGGGCUUUCACCCAACUGCCGUACUUGAAGGCCCAGUGGGUGGAAAGCUCCCUCUCACGAUUUACGAAAGUAACUACGAGGCGGAAGAGAACAAUGCAGAAUCCGAGGAGGACAAGGAGAUGAAGGACGGCGAGCCACAACUUAAAUUGAAGUUCAAGGAGUUGCCGUAUACUGUGGAGACGGGUGAAGCUGAAAUGAUCAGUGUUGACUUUGUUGCCCGAGGCGGAGGAAAUGCUACAGCUGUGGAUGCGGGACCUAAGAAACCGAAGGCAGAAGAGGCUAUUGGCAAGGGCAAAGCACGAGCUUCUAAGAGAAAAGACGAGCCUGAGAUUGAGCCUGCAAAGAUCAGCGAUCAAAAUAUACUUUCCCGCGAAGACGAGGAGCUCAUUGCUUCUCUAACGGCCAAGGCAAAUGCGAUCAAGAUGUUGCAUGCCCGGAUCAACUUAAUUGCGACCUACCUUCAGAACCUCCCACCAUCCUACAUCUCAGAUACUGUCCCCGAAGGCGUUGACUCUACUACAACGGAUCACACCCCGGUCAAUCAUGCGGUCCUACGAUCGAUCCAAGCACUACUUAGCCGACUGAGUCUCCUUAUCCCCGCAGACGCUGCCGCGUUUGAGCAAGAGCUCAGGUCGGAGGAGAAUGAUGUGAGCCUUGUCUCUUUGCUCAACAUGAUCACAAACAGUGUCAAAGAUGUAAGGGAGGCUGGUAGAAAGUUCGCCGUAGUUGAGUCCAGGAAGCAAACGAAGCUGAAAGGAGAUAGCGGAAGACCAAACUGGGAGGGUCCGAGUGGCCACGUUUUGGGUGUUGGAGACCUUCAUACAUAG